Thermothielavioides terrestris NRRL 8126 is the source of this 607-nucleotide messenger RNA. RefSeq lists its product as uncharacterized. Bases 316 to 591 code for a protein of 91 amino acids. The transcript has 2 exons. The record is from RefSeq and is a predicted model, not a curated record. Lineage: Eukaryota; Fungi; Ascomycota; Sordariomycetes; Sordariales; Chaetomiaceae.
AAAUCUGGAACGGACUACGGAAUACGGAUAUCCAUGCCACUUGCUCAGCAGGCCAACCCGCCGUUGCCUUCCCCUGAUCAAUGCUUGCAAGGGUGCACUUCUGCCAAGAGUGGACCUCUUCAUGAAUGACGUUAAUGACAUCAUCGUUGAUGCCCCUGUGUUGACACUGCUCAACUCUCUCCGCGAGUUCUACUUAACCUACUUAAGGGUUUCCAGUUGCAGAAAUCGUAAAACUGGGUUGCUCAAAGAGAAUCAACGAUUGAUGCAAAACACGAGAAGUCAAGAAUCAUCCACCAAAGUCACAUUACGCUCAACAUGUCUCAGUCCAAGGCCGACAAGAUCGAGCAGGCCAAGUCCAACCUGCCUCUCCCAGAACAGCCGCCCCAGGCUUCCGACUGGCAGUCGGCCGAUGCGCGCACCACGACGGCCUCCAGCGGCGGCGUCUCGGCCGGGGACGUGUCGACCGGCGCCGGCGUCACAUCGGGCCUCCGCGAGCCUGCCACCCGGGACACCAACGAGGUUGAUAUGAGCGGCAUCGGCCGUCAGGGAAAGGAGGGGCUGGAGGAGACUCCCAAGGACGCGCGGAGUUGAAGCGGUUGUGCGGAGG